Molecule: messenger RNA, 2137 nt
Organism: Cucumis melo (muskmelon)
Lineage: Eukaryota; Viridiplantae; Streptophyta; Magnoliopsida; Cucurbitales; Cucurbitaceae
Product: pentatricopeptide repeat-containing protein At2g30100, chloroplastic
Exons: 2
Coding region: 367-1872 (501 amino acids)
Molecular function (GO): protein binding
Source: RefSeq, a predicted model, not a curated record
AAAUUAAAAGGUAUGAAACUCCAAGACAAAAACCUUUGUCUUGCAGUGGCGGCAAAAACGCUGCCAUUGCGACCACUCACUCCGACCUCCCACCCUCCCUCACCCAUCCCUCAAUUCUUCCCCGCAACAUUAGGGUUUCUUUUCUUUUCCGAUCAUCAAAUUCACUUCAAUUCAAUCCAAUUCACCCCUUCUUCAACCCCUUUCUCGCUGUCUCUCUCUAUUCUUCUCUCUUCUCUCUUCCGCUUUUCGUUUCUUUCUUUGUUCCUGUUUUUAACUGCUUCAAAUUGCUCUCCUAAUUGAUGCGCUGGAAACCCUAAUCUUCAUUUCUUUAGUUUGAAUUUUAGUGGUUUGGAUUAAAACUUUGAAAUGAUUUGUGCCCAGGGCUUUACUCCCUUAACCCAAUUUGGGUUUUCAUUUUCUUUGUCUUCUCCAUUGGAAACUCAGAGAUAUGGGUUUUCUACUCCCCGAUUGUAUAUGGUUUCUCCUAUUUCUUGCAAUUACCAGGAUUCUACUUUCUCUGUUUCCCGAGCUGCUAAGUUUCGGGAUUUAAGGUUGUUCAAAUCGGUUGAGUUGGACCAGUUCAUCACCAGUGAUGAUGAAGAUGAAAUGGGAGAUGGGUUUUUUGAGGCAAUUGAGGAAUUGGAACGGAUGACGAGGGAACCAUCGGAUGUUCUUGAAGAAAUGAACGACCGCCUUUCGGCUAGGGAAAUUCAGCUUGUGUUGGUGUACUUCUCUCAAGAAGGUAGAGAUUCAUGGUGUGCUCUUGAGGUUUUUGAGUGGCUUCAAAAGGAAAAUCGGGUUGAUAAGGAGACCAUGGAGCUGAUGGUGUCUAUAAUGUGUAGUUGGAUCAAUAAGUUGGUGGAGGGAAGACAUAAUGUUGGAGAUGUUGUUGACCUUCUUGUGGAUAUGGAUUGUGUUGGCUUGAAACCUCAUUUUAGCAUGAUAGAAAAGGUUAUCUCUUUGUACUGGGAAAUGGGUGAGAAGGAAAAAGCGAUUUUCUUUGUGAAAGAGGUUUUGGGACGCAAUCUUGCUUUUAUGAAGGAUGAUUGGGAGGGGCAUAAAGGAGGACCGAGCGGUUAUCUCGCAUGGAAGAUGAUGGUUGAUGGUGACUACAGAGGUGCAGUGAAAAUGGUGCUGCAUCUUAGAGAAUCUGGGUUAAGGCCAGAGGUUUACUCCUAUCUUAUCGCCAUGACUGCUGUGGUUAAAGAGCUGAAUGAAUUUGCAAAAGCUCUUCGGAAACUCAAAAGCUAUGCAAGAGACGGGUACGUGGCUGAACUUGAUAAAAACAAUGUUGAACUUGUUGCGAAGUAUCAGACAGAGCUUCUAGCUGAUGGUGUACGGUUAUCCAACUGGGUGCUUGAAGAGGGAAGCUCUUCAAUUCAUGGGGUGGUUCACGAGAGACUCCUUGCAAUGUACAUUUGUGCUGGGCAAGGAGUCGAGGCAGAGAGACAGCUUUGGGAAAUGAAGCUUUUAGGCAAGGAGGCCGAUGCUGAUCUCUACGAUAUCGUGCUAGCCAUUUGUGCUUCACAGAAGGAGAUAAAAGCAAUGAAACGGUUGCUUACAAGGAUCGAGAUUACGAGUCCCAUGAUUAAGAAAAAGAGUUUGACAUGGCUGCUUAGGGGUUACAUCAAAGGAGGGCAUUUCCGUGAUGCUGCAGGAACAGUAGUAAAAAUGAUCAAUUUGGGUUUUCUCCCAGAGUACUUGGACAGAGUAGCUGUACUGCAAGGACUAAGAAAAGGAAUUCGUGAGCCAGAAAUUGUUCAUACGUACCUCGAUCUCUGCAAGUGUCUUUCCGAUGCCAAUCUAAUUGGACCUAGUCUUGUAUAUUUGCACUUACAGAAACACAAGCUUUGGAUCAUUAAAAUGCUUUGAAGAAACUCCUCAAUACCUACCUCUUUGCACAGGCAGCUAAUAAAAGUGGAGCAAAAACCAUAUUCAUAUCAUACAGCACCAGCUCUUUUUUAGGUGCUUUUACAUGUUGAUUUUGUAUAUUUUGAGGCUCUGUAAGCUGUCCCUGAAGAGGAAUACUUGUAUAUAUAUAAAUAUACAUAUAUGAGCCGCGAGCGUGCACAGAGAACCAAUGUUUCAAUGUAUAGAUUGUAUAAAGAAAUUACAUAUUCUGAUAUUUUUUAGUGUA